Nanorana parkeri is the source of this 1535-nucleotide messenger RNA. It is a transcript of the gene PPOX, whose product is annotated as protoporphyrinogen oxidase. The transcript has 14 exons. Gene Ontology annotation, cellular component: mitochondrial inner membrane. Gene Ontology annotation, biological process: heme biosynthetic process. The coding region runs from base 64 to 1515 and encodes 483 amino acids. Gene Ontology annotation, molecular function: protoporphyrinogen oxidase activity, oxygen as acceptor. NCBI's taxonomy places the organism in Eukaryota, Metazoa, Chordata, Amphibia, Anura, Dicroglossidae. The record is from RefSeq and is a predicted model, not a curated record.
UGGGAGGUCACAGUGAGUGCUGGAGAGGAGCUGGGAGCUUCAGCCGACACAGCCGGAUAUCAGAUGCAGCGGACGGUAGUAGUCGCAGGUGGCGGCAUUAGCGGGCUGACCGCCUGCUACCACCUGGUGAAAGAUGCCAAAGUGUCCAAGGUCAUUAUGAAAUACCAACGCAUUUCGGUGGUUGAAAAGCUCCCCCAACCUUCUUCAGGGCUAUACAAAUGGUUGUCGAAACAAGACGGCGCCAUAUUCGAGCACGGCCCCCGCGGCAUGCGCCCGGCGGGAACGGUGGGCAAGAACACCCUGUGUAUGGUCUCUGAACUCGGCUUGGAAAGCGACCUCAUUGCGAUCCCGAGGAGUCACCCCGCCGCAAAGAACCGUUACCUCUAUGUCAACAAGGCGCUGCACAAACUGCCCUCCAGUCUGGGCGGGGUUCUGCGUACAAUCCCCCCGUUCUCCAGACCUCUGUUCCUGUGCGGCCUGCAGGAUCUGACGGCUCCCCGCGGAUCCCAGGAGGAUGAGAGCGUCCAUGACUUCUUCACACGCCGCUUCGGGAAGGAGCUGGCAGACAUCGUCGUGGACAGUUUGUGUCGGGGCGUAUUCGCUGGCGACUGUCGGAAGCUCAGCCUGCGCGCCUGCUUCCCUUUCCUGCAUGACGCAGAAGCCCGAAAGAGAUCGGUCAUCCUGGGUAUGGCGACAGGCGGAGCAGAGAAGACCCCGGAGUUGGACUCUCCUCUCAUCCAGCGAGCCAAGACGGAGCGCUGGAGCCAGUGGUCGCUGCGCAGGGGGAUGCAGACGCUGUCUGAUGGGUUGGAGGAUUACAUCAAGAAGAGGGGGGUGGAGAUCCACAAGGACACCCCUGUGGAGGCCAUAGAGAGGAAUCCUAAUAACAGCUGGAAGAUCAAACUUCCGAAUGGCGGCGUCACAGCCGAUCACAUCUUCAGCGCGGUCCCAGCAUCAGUUCUAGGCAGGCUGCUGGACCCGGUCGCCAAGCCUAUGGCGGACACCUUGCGUCAGCUGGGGGCGGCCAAUGUCGCAGUGGUGAACUUGGAGUACGACGGAGAGGUUUUGCCCGUAUCGGGUUUCGGUCAUCUGAUCCCGUCAUUCGAGGACGCGGCCCUGCUGGGAAUGGUGUACGACUCGCUCACCUAUCCAGAACAUAACCGAAGAGGAUCGGCGUCAACCAGGCUAACGGUGAUGCUGGGCGGUGCCUGGUUCGAGAGCAGCUUUGGAGACCCGGAGUCCGUUCAACCGGAAACUAUUUUGAAUCUGGCGACCGCGGCGGCCGGAACUCAGCUCGGGGUGAAGGGGAAGCCCAGCCGAGCCAUCGUCAGCAUCAACAAGAGCUGUAUUCCUCAGUAUACGCUGGGACACUGGAAGCACAUCGAAAACCUUUUCUCCUACGUUGACCAGCACGACCUUCCUCUCGGUCUCAUCGGGGCUUCGUAUCGCGGCGUUUCCGUGAACGAUUGCAUCUUUAACGCCAAAAAGGCUGUUCAAGGCCUGACCGGGUGCUAGCAGAGACAGACCAGGCCGGC